ACCUUACCACAUGAGACCAGCAGACAAAUACAUGUGCUUUUAGGUUGUAAAAAAUAUUUAAAAGUGUAUAAAUAUAAUAAUGGAAAGUGAUUCUGUAAUUGAACAAAAAAGACUUUUAUGCCGUUUUAAAUCCGAAAAUGGAGAAAUUGCUGGAGAUAUGAUGGAUCUUCCUAUAAACUGCUCUAUACAACAACUUACGAUUAUUUGCAAUGCUUUGCUAGAACAACAAGACCCUGUACCGUAUUUAUUUUACGUUAACGAAACAGAAGUAACCCACACAUUAGAAAAAGCUUUGAACGUUAACGAAUUGAAUACAGAAGGAGUUGUAGAUAUAAUUUAUCAACAACAAGCUGUAUUCAAAGUUCGACCAGUUACGAGAUGUACGAGUUCUAUACCCGGGCACGCCGAAGCUGUUAUCUCGGUUAGUUUCAGCCCGGACGGGAAACAUUUAGCAAGUGGAUCCGGUGAUACCACAGUUAGAUUCUGGGAUAUAGCUACCCAAACACCGAUGUAUACCUGUCAGGGGCAUAAAAAUUGGGUGUUAUGUAUAGCUUGGUGUCCAGAUAGUAGCAAACUUGCUUCUGCUUGUAAAGAUGGUAAAAUCAUCAUUUGGGAUCCGUUUACUGGGAAACAGCUCGGAAAAACUUUAAUGGGACAUAAACAGUGGAUAACUAGUUUAAGUUGGGAACCCUAUCACAAAAAUCCUGAAUGUAGAUAUUUAGCUAGUUCUUCAAAAGAUUCUGAUAUAAGGAUAUGGGAUGUUGUGUUAGGUACUACGAUUCUUUGUAUUUCUGGUCACACAAAAAGUGUAACUAUGGUAAAAUGGGGUGGAACUGGAUUGAUAUUUUCAGCCUCGCAAGAUAGAACUGUGAAAGUUUGGAGAGCUAAGGAUGGGGUAUUAUGUAGAACAUUAGAAGGACAUGCUCAUUGGGUUAAUACUUUAGCUUUGAGUACUGAUUACAUUUUAAAAAUAGGAGCUUUUGAUCCAGUAAAAGAUUCUAAUAAAGAUACUUUAAUGCCUGAUAAGAAAAAAUCUCAAGAGUUCGCUUUGAAAAGGUAUUAUGAAGUUACAGAAGCUCAUGGGGAAAGAUUAGUUUCUGGUUCUGAUGAUUUUACAUUAUUUCUUUGGAAUCCGGAAAAAGAUAAAAAACCCCUAGCGAGACUUACCGGUCAUCAACAAUUAGUUAACGAUGUGAAAUUCUCACCUGACGGCAGGAUAUUAGCAUCAGCAUCAUUUGAUAAAUCAAUAAGAUUAUGGGAAUCUAAAACUGGUAAAUUUAUUUGUACCUUACGGGGUCAUGUACAAGCUGUUUAUAUGUUAUCAUUUUCUGCCGAUUCCCGGCUAAUGGUUAGCGGUAGCGCGGAUUCUACUUUGAAAUUAUGGAAUUUGAAAACGAAAUCUCUGGAAAUAGAUCUACCAGGACAUGCUGAUGAAGUUUACGCUGUUGAUUGGUCGACUGAUGGUUUGAGAGUCGCUUCUGGAGGGAAAGAUAAGGUUUUAAGGUUAUGGCAGAAUUGAAAUAUCAAGUAUUAUAUAAAUAUAUUUUUAUGAAAUUCA
This is a messenger RNA of Diorhabda carinulata, 1558 nucleotides long. RefSeq names its product notchless protein homolog 1 (gene Nle). Gene Ontology annotation, molecular function: protein binding. The transcript is spliced from 4 exons. The record is from RefSeq and is a predicted model, not a curated record. Gene Ontology annotation, cellular component: nucleolus. Gene Ontology annotation, biological process: Notch signaling pathway; ribosomal large subunit assembly. Lineage: Eukaryota; Metazoa; Arthropoda; Insecta; Coleoptera; Chrysomelidae. Bases 80 to 1519 code for a protein of 479 amino acids.